CUGGUGGGUCUUUGGAGCUGGUUCCGGCCUUCUGAUCAGACUCCCCGACCGUCCAAUAGAAGCCGAUAUUUUAGCGACGCAAUCGAUAACAAUGCUAUUGUGCGGGGUAUCGGAGAAGAAGCCGGCCACAGUCAGCAUCUGCCGUACUUUCCUUCUACACGAACACACUACUAAGCGCACAAUCGGAGCGAUGUCAUACGUCAAUUGAGCCCGCCUUUUUUUUGGGCAUCUGGAUUUCGUCGGCUUUGACUCAAGCCUUGCUUGAAAAUGGCACCUUCCGGCAAACGAAUGAGGAAUGUUCAUAUGAACUCCUUGCCGCCAGACCGCCAAGUAGCGGCUAAAGAUUGCCGCCAGUGUAUUAGACGCCGCAUCAAAUGCGACCGCACUGUUCCAAACUGUCAAAAGUGUACAAUCCGGAGCCUUCCAUGCCCGGGUUUCCCCCGGGUCCAUCUGCGGUGGAAUCAGGGGGUAGCCAGUCGUGGACGUUUCAGAGGCAAUGCAUUACCAGUUCCAAAAUCGAGCAGCUCGUCCGAGACAACCGUGGACGAGGCUCUCGAUUUUAUCGUUGGCCAGGAAAACGAUAUCAUCUCCCCGGUGAGAGACGUGGGCCUAAUGAACAAGCACCUCGCUACGUCGCUUGACGAAAGUCUGCUUCGGCAUUUCUUCUCGACGGUGGUCUCCCAUUUGACUUGGCUUGAUGACGGUGCAUGUAAUCCAUGGAGAAGCCUCAUCCAGCCUUUAGUCCACAGAUCGGAAUACCUUCGACAGUCCAUAUCUGGUCUUGCGGCCGCUCAUCUGUCCGCUACGUUGCUGGAUAAUGCCCAGUCAUCAUUUUUUAGGCAGAUCAAUCAUCGCAUUCGAAACGACACUUUGAAGACUCUGAGCCACAGAAUGCGCCUGGAACUUUGCACAAAUACUAUGACUUCGAGAAGGAACCCCCCGGACUUUUCACUCUUAGAGAUGCUUGCCUGUACUCUCGUCCUUUGCUAUUCAGAGCUGCACAUUCCUAGCUCAACGGAUUGGGGACUCCACCUUCGGGCUUGUCGCACCAUGGUUGAGAGAUGCUACCUGAGAUCUCGGAGAGAACUGCCCCAGGACGCUCUAUCAAGAUUUUUGAUCAAAGAAGUUGCUGAUCUGGAGACCUUUGGAAACCUUGCUGGUUUCAAAUAUGCAGAGAGCACAGGCAUGGGGUUGGACUGGAGAUCAUUCCUGAAUGGCAAUUUCUGGACCUUCACUGCACUUAUCAAUGAGAUCACUGCCACCGAAAGGCUACACCCGGAAUGUCUGGACAACGGUCAUAAUCUUAUCGAGCGGGAUAUGAAGGGGUGGCAUGGUAAACUCGAAGUGGCAUAUCAUCGAGCGACCGAAAUGGUUACUUGCUUGCCACAAAGUGAUGGCAUCCAACGCAUGUUCCGGACCAUAAUCGACGCCCAUUAUUACGCUACUCUGGUAUACAGCUAUCAAUGUCUCGCGCCUCAUGCAGAACACACCCAAACACUGAAAGGUUAUUGUGAUAUUAUCUGGCAUAUUGUUCAGUCUGUCACGGAAAGCUCAUACACGGCAUUCAUACAUGACGUUUUCUUUCCUUUGUUCAUUGUUGGCACUCAAUGCGCAACUGAUAAGGAAAGACAGCUUCAUGUCGAAUUGGCAUUCUUGCAGUCUAUAUCUGCCACAGGCUUUUGGUGUAAUCAGACUGCGUUGCAGAUGCUGCGCCUCUUCUGGGAGCACUCGCAUCAAAGCGAAAACGAAACCUGGAUUCAAUUUGCUCGAAGGAAUGAAGCGACAAUUGGUCAGUUUGUUAUCUUCUGAGCACAAGUCCUGGGCAGAGCUUUCUCUCAGAUCUUUCACGAAGGCUUAACUCAUUACCAGCUGGAUAGUUUCUUGCUACGAGCAGGAAACCAAUCACAUAUUGACGGUCUCUUCAUCCUCAACCCCAAAAAGGACUCUCAUUGGAUCCUGGUAGUUCAUGAAGCCCACCCCGGGGUCACAAAGCCCAUAGCCCAACAGUCUUUGAGCUUGUGGCUUGAGCUGUCUGGCUCUUUCAAGUGGUACCAUGAGGAACUGGUUCUCCGCAGGGCGCAGCGUCGGCUUGCACAAAAAGAUUCCAACUGUUUCACGGUAUUCGUCUCUGAUAAAUGCCAGAAAAUGAAUUAGCAAGACUUGAGUCCCCUUGAAGGUUGGAGGAUGGUGCAUGAAAUAUUGAUGUGCAUACCGUGUAAUGUUGGAACCACCAGCAUGGUAGAGGUUGCCCAAGAAGAUGAAUGCGUCUCCGGGCUGAAGCUCCGCAGGAACAGCCUCUUCAUUUAGUGGCCGACGCUCUGGUCCCCACAAGUGUGAGCCGGGAAUCGCAAUGGUGGCACCGUUCUCUUUCGUUGUCUUUGUCAACGCCGUCACACAGCCGAUCAUGACGGGCAUCAUUUGAUUUGUGGGAUGGUAAUCGCUUUUGACAGUUGGACCUGCUGCGUACCGCCGGGAUUUACACGAAAGCCAACAGUGGAGGAAAUGAUCGGCUUUCCGCUGACUGUCACUUGACGGUCAUUCCUCCAGAAAGUAAAAGUUGACGACACCAGAGCAUUAGCGACGCUUAUGUAGAAUGGGUUGCAGGCAAGCUCUACGCAAGCGUCAGAGAUGCCUAGCAAACCCGUUGCGCGCUGAGUAGUUGCUGGAAAGAAGCCACAUUUGUCUGGAAUAUCUUUAUCGAAAUGAGGCUUUAGGUCUUUCUUAAUUUGUUCGGCGAGGUCCUGGCCGAUGAGGUUCUCGAUGAUCACCCCACCGUCACGUUCGAUAAAUGAGAUUGCCUUCUCAGGUGUAGUCGAAGCGUCAGCAGUAUUCAGACGAGCAAAAGAGCGUCCAUUAUUCGGGGCGGUCAUCGUGUAAAGAAAGGUAAAAUCCGUUAAUUUCACCAAAAGGCUUUUAAGAAAGAGUCGUCGUGUCCUAGCGGCUUUCAAGGGGGCUCUACCUUCAGUCUUAU
This is a messenger RNA of Penicillium brasilianum, 2971 nucleotides long. NCBI's taxonomy places the organism in Eukaryota, Fungi, Ascomycota, Eurotiomycetes, Eurotiales, Aspergillaceae. The record is from the annotation of a GenBank genome assembly.